UUCUUAACUGACAGGAAGCUGAGUCUACAGGCAGCUGUACUCGGAGUGAACCCCAGCGAGGCCCUCUGUGGCUUUCAGUCCAUUUACUGAAGCCCUGCGUUCAUUAGCACUUCUGUUUUCAAAGACCCUCAGUGAUCACUGUUUGUCCAUUGAUGCCAGAUUCAGCGGAGGGGGAUCAAAGAGAGAGUGGAAAAUUAAGUGGGGGGCAAAGGAGGGGGAGAACAGUGAAGUAGAAAGGGAUGGAGAGCGUUUCAUCGGAUCAGCCAGCCAGUGUGGAUGAGCUGGUGGAAGCCUGCAUCAAAGCCUUUGACAAUGAAGGCGUUCUGAAGGAGGCGUCGCUCGUGCGAUUGUUUCUCACCAUGCAUCCCUGGUACCUGUCAUCCAGUGACCUAGCUAAGAAACUUCUGCACAAAUCGCAGGAACAGGACUGUUCUGCAAAUCGCCAGUCUCAAAUCUGUCACCUUGUCAAGUACUGGAUAUCUGAGUUCCCAGCUGAGUUUGACCUGAACCCCGCACUGGCUGAGCAGAUCCGCGGUCUGAAAGAGCGACUGGAGCAGAAUGGAGAUGUGAGGCGUAGUCUGCUCAUCGACAUAGACAGCAUUCCAUCAUAUGAGUGGCGACGUCAGUUGGAUGAAACGGUCCAGAAGAAACGCAAGACCUCUCUUCUUUUUGACCACCUGGACGCUUCCACCCUGGCUGAACACCUAACUUAUAUGGAGUACAAAUCGUUUUGCAAAAUUCUGUUCCAGGACUACCACAGUUUCGUGAUGCACGGCUGCACGGUGGAUAAUCCCAUUCUGGAGCGUUUCAUUACUCUGUUUAACAGUGUUUCCCAGUGGAUCCAGAUCAUGGUUCUCAGUAAGCCUACAGCUAAGCAGAGAGCCACUGUCAUCAGUGAAUUCAUCAAAGUGGCCCAGAGGCUACUGCAGCUGCAGAACUUCAACACACUGAUGGCUGUAGUGGGAGGGCUCAGCAAUAGUUCCAUUGCUAGACUCAAGGAUACGCAGGCGCUCAUCGGCAGCGAGACACGCAAGGUGUUUGAUGGAUUGGUGGAGCUGGUCACCUCCUCUGGGAACUACAGUCGCUAUCGUCAGCGUUUCUCGGAAUGUUCGGGAUUCCGCUUCCCCAUCCUUGGGGUGCAUUUGAAGGACCUGAUUGCCGUCCAUGUGGCCCUGCCUGAUUGGCUUGACCCAGAGAAGACUAGGGUCAACCUAACCAAGACCCAUCAAUUGUACGCCAUCCUGGAAGAGCUGGCGCUCAUUCAAAGCACUCCACCCAGUAUAGAAGCCAAUUCAGACCUGCUGAAUCUGCUUAUAGUGUCUUUGGACCAGUACCACUCAGAGGACGAGAUAUACCAGCUGUCUCUACAGAGGGAGCCUCGCAGUAUUAAACUACCAAGUUCCAGCUCAAAGUCACAGUCUCCUCUAAUAGAACAGUGGGCAUCUUCAGUCAAACCUAAAGCGGAUCCAGCCAUCAUCAACAAGCACAUUGAAAAAAUGGUGGAGUCAGUCUUCCGAAAUUUUGACACCGAUGGUGAUGGCUACAUUUCCCAAGGAGAGUUCGAGAUUAUCAGAAGGAAUUUCCCUUACCUUGGCAAGUUUGAUGAACUGGACCAAAACCAGGACUGUAAAAUUAGCCGGGAGGAGAUGAUUGAGUACUUCACAAAGGCGAGCUCCUUACAGAACUGUAAGAUGGGUUUUGUUCACACGUUUACAGAGGCGAGCAGCGUCAAGCCUUCAUUUUGUCGGCACUGCUCUCAUUUGAUAUGGGGAUUUUACAAACAGCGAUACAAAUGCAAAGUGUGUGGGGUGAGCUGUCAUAAAGACUGCUGCAGUCGUUUGGCCAUCGAGUGCCGCAGGCGGGCACAGAGCAUCAGUUGUCACAAUGACGUUUCCUUUAAGGCAACACGCUCUUUCAGCUUUCCGCCGCCCUCCAGGACAGAGUCCAUAGCAGAGUCCCCGGUCAUCACAGACGGCUCUCAGGAGGAACAGGAUGAGGUUUUGGAUGUCCACCUUUGACUGGGUUCGAAAAGUAGAUGUAUAUUGCCAACACAUUCACCUCGUGGUUGAGAGCCUCUCCAUUAAUUCCUUCUCAUGAACAGAGAUCCAUCACCUGGCAUUAGAUACGUUCCUCUCCUCUCUAUUUCCAUAGGGACAUCCUGGAGCGAAUCCAGAAGCAAGCGCAGCAGCAGUGACAGAGCUGCACUGUUCUCCAGAGCUGAGUGUGUGCGUGUGUGUGUGUGUGUGUGUGUGUGUGUGUGUGUGUGUGUGUGUGUGUGUGUGUGUGUGUGUGUGUUCAUGCGUUUGUUGUCCAAGGUGAUCCAUUCUCUUGAACUCUUCUAUACUUUAAUCUCUCAUGGGUUUUUGGUCUGAAAAUAGCACAUGGAUUUCAAACAAAAAGCACCAGUUAAGUCGCAACAAAUAUUUGAAGAGGUUAUACAUAUUUUUACUAUUUUAGUUUUUACUUAAACUUCUGAUGUAGGUAAAUUUAGUUUUUCAUGACCCUUUUUUUUAUCCUGUCAGUAGAAGUAGAAAUAAAUGAUGGAUGAAAUGGGACUAAAACAACCAAUUACAAUGUGUAAUCUGUCGCCUAUGCAUACAUGAUCAAGAAGUAAAAAAUAAAUACAAAUUUUACAUUGUAUAAUUUAUGACCAUGAUCAAUGUGCAAUGGUGCAAUUUUAAUUAGGAGUCCUGUAAUUGCAUGAUUUCAUUGAUCUUUUUAAUUCUCGUCUGAAUUAUGAAUAGAAGAGAAGGUCAAAUGAAUGACAUGUUGCAGACACUAUUGUGCCUUGUCCAUCUCUAAUCACAGGCUUCAAUGUCUCACCAACAGAAGGCGCUGUUGUCCUAAACUGAGAAAGCUAUUUGAGUAGUUCUUGUGCUGCCUCAUAUGCUUUCUGUUUUUAUGUGUGUGUUCUCUCUAUUAUGCAGAUGAAUCGUUUGUUUUUCUGAUGCUGUAUAAUAAAUAGAACAUUUAAUCAAAUGGA
Messenger RNA from Carassius gibelio (silver crucian carp), 2983 nucleotides. Its product is annotated as RAS guanyl-releasing protein 2. Lineage: Eukaryota; Metazoa; Chordata; Actinopteri; Cypriniformes; Cyprinidae. Gene Ontology annotation, molecular function: guanyl-nucleotide exchange factor activity; calcium ion binding. The transcript has 16 exons. Gene Ontology annotation, biological process: Ras protein signal transduction; positive regulation of GTPase activity. Gene Ontology annotation, cellular component: plasma membrane. The record is from RefSeq and is a predicted model, not a curated record. Bases 240 to 2018 code for a protein of 592 amino acids.